AGGUAAAGAGGAUGACGGUAAAUCCAAGCGCCCGCGUCGCGCUUGAGCUCUAUCCGGCAGUGUUCCUCUGUUGGAAGCGGUCCCGUUUGUCUCUCUUGCAAGUAAAGCACGGAAAACUGCUUCUGGAAUCUCACAGUCGUAGUUUGCGGAGUCGCUCAUGGAGUCGUCUUUAUCUUCAUUUUCUCCUUCUUAUUUGGAUUAUCUUGUUCUGUAUUUUUUCCGGCCUCUUCUUGCUGUCACCUUCGUUCUCUCCUUAAUACUUCUGGGGUGGUUUUUCGCAUGGAAGUUGGUCCUGGUUCACGUUCCGCUGGUGCAGGAGAUUUUUGGAUUGCGCAAGAAGCCCGUGAAGCCAAAGCCUGCAACUCGCGGAAGGCUUUCUCGAUUCUAUAGUGGCGUUGAUUCUCGAAACUGGGCUUCUGGGUGAAAAAAGGCUGAGGCCUGAGGAGAAAGGGAUUUCUUCAGAUUUUGUGUAUGUUUUGAGUACUGGCAAGGAGCUCUUGAUCUUGUUCCACAAAUUCAAAGGUGAUCAUGGACUGUUGUUGGAUCAUUCUGAAGAUGGCUCAGGAAAAGAGAGAACUUGAGGCCUUAGAAGGAGAUGGUUCUUGUAUAUAGAUUUGUUGUCUAUUUCUACUCUUUGCGUGUGCAGAAUCUUGAUUUAAAUUAAGUUGACUUGUAGAUAUUUGUCUGCCUAUCUUCCAGCUUUCCAUUUUCUUAUUGAAUGAAGGUUUUUCCUCACCGAAAAAUUAUAUCAUGACAUAUUCUAAACGCCAA
This is a messenger RNA of Macadamia integrifolia, 771 nucleotides long. RefSeq lists its product as uncharacterized. The transcript is spliced from 3 exons. Lineage: Eukaryota; Viridiplantae; Streptophyta; Magnoliopsida; Proteales; Proteaceae. The record is from RefSeq and is a predicted model, not a curated record. The coding region runs from base 158 to 424 and encodes 88 amino acids.